CAACAAGUUGCGUUUUCCAUCAAAACACGUCUCUACUAGUUCGAAGCUGUUCAAGCUAUUAUAAAAAAGCGCCCGUAGGGGAAGACUCCGACCUUCACGUUUGUCAAAACGUGACAUUGACUUGAGCUUUGUAUAUACUAUAGAUAAUACAAAACAUUGCUUAGUUAUUAAUUUAGGUGUAUAAAUAUUUCGUAACAACUCGGUUCCAUGUAAUAUUAGUAAGUUCAACUCUCUUGCGUUGGUCGGCUUUCCGCGACCAAACGCAUCCUAGGACCAUACAUUUGUGGCAGUGAUAAAAUAUCUGUAAGGGAAACGAUCUAGUAUUACGGAUGUUGUGUACAAUAAUAAAGCCUCCGGUUACCGAGCUAAGCUAACAAAACUACGUAGUUAUGAGUAGCAGAAACGAUGGUGGUAAUAAUGAAACAAGAGAAUUGGAUAGCUCAGAUGAAGAGACUCCGAUAAAUCCAGAGGUCCGUAUCCUGUCCCGGAUCUUUGGCGUCCACCGAGCAAGUGUGGCAUCUAUGCCAGGGACUAGUGGCGCGAGUCACCUCGUGAGCCCGCUGCCGACCACGCGCCGCACGCCUCGCGAACGCGACCGUCUCUUUUGGACACUGCUCGGCAACUCUAGCAGGCUGCCCCCAGGCGCCAGGUGUAGAAGCGGGCCUCCUCCGCGCGAGCCCCGACCUACAAUAUUCUCUGACUUGUUGGAGCCCGACCGCCGUACACGCAUCUCGCUCACACGCCACGCUUCUCCCUCAGGUAGCGGCUACCAAACCAACGCGAGCCAGCUGUCAAGUCUGCACUGUUCUUUGCGCAACUUACUGCGCAAGCGGCCGUACACGACCACUGGCAAUGUAACGGGUCCAAGUUCAAGACCGGUGUUGGUCCUGCGUGCAGCCCCGGAGUCAAACCGCGGUGAAGAUGAGUCCGACGGCAGAGGCCGCAUCGACCGUGACCGUGACCGGAGCGACCGCGACCGCGAUGACCGUGACCGCAGCACUCGGGAACUUGAGGAGCGUCAGCACGACCCAGAGCCUAUUGACCUUGAUGACAUUGAAGAUGUUUCAGAGCCGGUCCCGGGGCCGGCGCCGACCUUCUCACCGCGCGCCGACGGUGACGCCGACGCCGAUUAUUUUGCUGACGAGGCGAUGACAGCAGAGGAGCCCCUGAACAUGUCCACGGGUGCCCUGCUUGAAGAAGAGAUCAUCGAGGUGGAGCCUGAGGCUGAGCCCGCCCCGCACCCGGCCGGGAACAAUGAAACGGAGCCUGCAGACACCUCAGCAGAAGCUAGUCCGCAGCGAGGGAUCAAAAGAAAAAGAGAAGGAGAAACGCAUGAUUCGGGAGUUGCUCUCAACCACAGCAUCCUUCGUCUCCUGGAGUGCCCAGUGUGUAUGGAAUGGAUGGAGGCGCCCAUCACGCAGUGCCGCCGCGGCCACUUAGUGUGCGGCACGUGCCGCAAGCGGCUCGACGCAUGCCCCGUGUGCCGCACGCCCUUCUCAUCAGUACGAAACCGCGCUAUGGAGGACGUGGCAGGCGUACUGCGCUACCCGUGCCGGCACGGCUGCGGGCGCUUCCUGCGCGCGCCGCGGAGACACAAGCACGAGGCCAGCUGCGCGGCGCGCCGCCACGCCUGCCCGCUGCCGCCGUGCCGCGCCGUGCCGCCCAUGCCGCGCGUCAAGCUGGCCGCGCACUGCCAGGUGACCAGUAACAUGUACACAGACACAAGCACGAGGCCAGCUGCGCGGCGCGCCGCCACGCCUGCCCGCUGCCGCCGUGCCGCGCCGUGCCGCCCAUGCCGCGCGUCAAGCUGGCCGCGCACUGCCAGGUGCUGCGCGGCGCGCCGCCACGCCUGCCCGCUGCCGCCGUGCCGCGCCGUGCCGCCCAUGCCGCGCGUCAAGCUGGCCGCGCACUGCCAGGUGACCAGUAACAUACACAAGCACGAGGCCAGCUGCGCGGCGCGCCGCCACGCCUGCCCGCUGCCGCCGUGCCGCGCCGUGCCGCCCAUGCCGCGCGUCAAGCUGGCCGCGCACUGCCAGGUGACCAGUAACAUACACAAGCACGAGGCCAGCUGCGCGGCGCGCCGCCACGCCUGCCCGCUGCCGCCGUGCCGCGCCGUGCCGCCCAUGCCGCGCGUCAAGCUGGCCGCGCACUGCCAGGUGACCAGUAACAUACACAAGCACGAGGCCAGCUGCGCGGCGCGCCGCCACGCCUGCCCGCUGCCGCCGUGCCGCGCCGUGCCGCCCAUGCCGCGCGUCAAGCUGGCCGCGCACUGCCAGGUGACCAGUAACAUACACAAGCACGAGGCCAGCUGCGCGGCGCGCCGCCACGCCUGCCCGCUGCCGCCGUGCCGCGCCGUGCCGCCCAUGCCGCGCGUCAAGCUGGCCGCGCACUGCCAGGUGACCAGUAACAUACACAAGCACGAGGCCAGCUGCGCGGCGCGCCGCCACGCCUGCCCGCUGCCGCCGUGCCGCGCCGUGCCGCCCAUGCCGCGCGUCAAGCUGGCCGCGCACUGCCAGGUGACCAGUAACAUACACAAGCACGAGGCCAGCUGCGCGGCGCGCCGCCACGCCUGCCCGCUGCCGCCGUGCCGCGCCGUGCCGCCCAUGCCGCGCGUCAAGCUGGCCGCGCACUGCCAGGUGACCAGUAACAUACACAAGCACGAGGCCAGCUGCGCGGCGCGCCGCCACGCCUGCCCGCUGCCGCCGUGCCGCGCCGUGCCGCCCAUGCCGCGCGUCAAGCUGGCCGCGCACUGCCAGGUGACCAGUAACAUACACAAGCACGAGGCCAGCUGCGCGGCGCGCCGCCACGCCUGCCCGCUGCCGCCGUGCCGCGCCGUGCCGCCCAUGCCGCGCGUCAAGCUGGCCGCGCACUGCCAGAUUAAGCACCCAGAAUCCUUCAAAACCGGCACGCAACACGUCAUCCCUCUCGGCGUGCGCACCGAGCAGCACGUGCAGCUCGUGGUCGCGGCGCUGGGCGCGCUGUUCCACCUGCGCGUCGACAUGGACGUGCGCACGUGGGGCGUCUGCGCUCUAGUGCAGCAUCUAGGCCCGCAGGACCAGGCCAUGAAAUACACGUACGAGGUGACGGUGAACGGGCGGCACAGCGGCCGGCGACUGGUCUACCGGCGCGCCACGCACAGCGACCUCGAGAACCCGGUGCUCAACACCAGCAGGCAGGACUGCUUCCACCUGACCCUCGACCAGGCGCUCAACUACCUGCGCUUCAAGAACGAGCACUCGGAGACGGACAAGACGCUGGACCUCAUCGUCACGCUGGCCACGACCGAGCCUGAACAGGAACCGGCUGACGAAGACACGUGAACAUAUACUUCUACAGAGCUGCGAAAUUGCAUGGAGAAAUUAUGAAUACCCGUCCACACAGAGCAAGCAUACGCAUGAGUCAAUUUUCUUGAGCGCGGCGCUCAGGCGAGGAAACCGCGCGCGCCGCCUCGGCCGAGGCACGUCUACACUGGCCGUAUUGUGCGCGAGGCAAUGAAUUUAUUCAUAGUCGCCAUGCACUUUUAUAGCUGAUGGUACAUAGGCACUGUUAGCAACACUCUUACAGUAUUUCGUGUGCAACAGGUACAAAGGACCGGCAAUCCAAAUAUGUGGGUUCGAGUCGAUUUUUUCAUUGUGAUUAGCCUGAUAUACAGAUGUCAAUAGUCGGGUCCACACAGAGCGAGCAUACGCGCGGGGCAAUUUCCUCAAGCACAAUACGGCCGUAUUGUGCGUGAGGAAAUUGCCUCGCGCGUAUGCUCGCUCUGUGUGGACCCGACUAUUGACAUCUGUAUAUACAAUUUAUAGGUACAAAGGGUAAAAAUUCAAGGGCCAAAGUUACAAAACGAGACGAAGUAGUAGUAUUGUAAAUACGGGGCCGAUAAUUUUAAGACCUAUAUAAUUAUCUCUCGUUGCAUAUUGUUUUUUAAGAUAUCAGCAAACACCUAAAAAUAUAAAUAAAAUCGUAAGUUUACAAGAGUCAAUCAAUUCGGUUUGUAUAUCCUUUUAAUAGUUGUAAUAUAUAGUAUAAAUAUUCAUAAGAUGACUGUUAAGCAGUUGUAUUAUGAUCCUAUAAGUAUAUAAAUAAUUGUCGGUCAUUUAAUUGACAGAUUGAAGUGUAUAUAUAUAUCCUCCAGAGUAUAAAAACUAUACUUGCCGCAGCGCUAAGUGGCGAGUCGGGCAAUAAGUCAGGUAACGUACCUUAUGCGUAAUACUAUCCGCACUACUCUUGCUAGUUCCGCUCCGUAAGACCGUGUAAGUGCGAAAGUGAUAGCAUGAUUCCGAUGCUUUACGAUCUAACUCGCUACUUAGUUUUUCUACUCGUCGACUGUAAUGGUUGAAUUAAGAUUUUGUAUACCAAACCACUCGACUAUAAGAUGCAGUUCGAUACACUGUAGUCAAUUAUUAAAAAAAAAUACCAAUCACGUGCCGCCGCGCUCCCUUAGAAAAGACUAAAUGGGCGUUUAUUUCUAUUUAUUUUUAUUUUUACAUUUUUACAUUUUUGUUUAUGUUUAUUUCUACAUUUUUGUCUACUGAGAUACUUACCAAUUGUCAUUAUUUAGGUUUUAUAGUAAAAAAAGUAUUAUUUAAGAUGACUCGUAGAAAAAGUAUUGUAUACAAUAGUGAUAUAAUCAAGCUUUUCAAUCCGUAACUUACUUAGGCAACUCAGCAAGGUUCAACUCGGUUCUCUAUUGUAUAAAAUAGUAUUUGCGGCAAGUCUACCGGUGGACCUUAAGGCUUUGCAAUAAGGGUUACCAGUUGUUAAGAUGAGUGUACCACUGCGCGCGACCGCAUCUCCCAACUCCAUACAAACGUAGUUCCCAUUAUCCUCUCUGGAUCUUACAGUACAUAUGGUGCUACUUUACCGCACUAGUGCGAAAAUUAGCAUAUUACGUUACUGUGUCGAACAUUUAAAGGGCCACAUGUACUGUAAAACGUUGUACGAUACAUGUGCGAAUAAGUAAUUCGCAACUCGUGUCGAUUUAAAACACUCCCUUCGGUCGUGUUUUAAUUUAUCGCCACUCGUUUCGAAUUUCCUAUUUUUCGCACUUGUAUCGUAAUGUACUAUUACAUUAUUUCCCCUUUUAUCAAAGUUAUGAGCGAAAAAAAAAUCCAUACAAACGUUUGAACGCUCCUAAUUCUUAUAAUAAUAAAAUAAUGGAAUAAAAAUGAAGGAACGGUUGUUCACUCCCACUCUCCUCUCGAUGUGAUUUGUUAACCACCCCAUUAUUCGUACAACUUAACAAGCCUUAUGAAUGGUUUGGCUGCUUCUAACACUUAUCACAUCUACAUGAUGGAGAUCACAUCUACAUCUUCGCUCUUCCCGUAGUCUUAAGCUCAUUGUCCCCCAACACCGAACGGGUUUCAUGUCCAAUUCUUUCACUGUUCAGGCAAUCAGACUUUGAAACGUUCUCUCACUCUCUAUCAGACAAGCGCAGACCAAAUUCACAUUCAAGCGCAUGUUGCGCAAGUAUUUCCUUGACAAACUUUCUUCUUCAUCAACUUACUGAUUCACACUUGGUAUAAUUAUGUAUGUAUUAAUAUAUGUAUGUUUAUUUGUAUUAAGUAUAUGUGUAAGUUUAUCUAUAUAUAGUUUAUAUUCUUAUAUAGUCUCGGUUACAAAUUCAUUUACUUUAAAAGACACUGCACCUACUUAAUCUUUCUGGUUUAACCCAUUGUUGACUGGUAGAGAAUGCCUUAAGGCAUUAAGUCCGCCAUUUGUACCUUCAUGUAUUGUGCAAUAAAUAUUAAAUAAAUAAAUGGAGCAUAAUGAUUCGGUCAAAUUGUGUUUUUUGAAAAGCAAAUUAUAUCCAAAUUGAAACUAACGCGAUACUACACUUACACUUUGGGUACGGUGCUUUACGCAUAGUAGAUGACGCUACGCCUUUUUAGGGUUCUGUACGAGGUCCUUAUAGUGCGACUCUGCUCGUCCGUAAGUUUUUUUUUUUUAUUAGUCACUUUUUCUUUCAUUUCUUAGUGAAAAAAAAUUGAUUUAUGUAGGAAAAUGUAAAAAAAAAUACCAUUCCCGUCCCGUAAACUGUCAACCUGGGCAUAUUUGAUGCUAAAAGGGGGGCGGGGGGGGGGGGGGUUGCAUCAGGGAGAGGGGACGGGACGCUAGUCUGUCUGAAGCAUCAAAACCCAAAGGUAAGUAUCAUACUACAUUCGUUUCAAGCUGGAUAUAAUUGUCUUCCCCAGACAAUAGCAACUGUACUUUUAGGCAUCUCAAAAAUUGAAACACAAUUAUAGAGGUUAUUCCUGAGAUUA
Messenger RNA from Cydia pomonella (codling moth), 6260 nucleotides. RefSeq lists its product as uncharacterized. Gene Ontology annotation, cellular component: cytoplasm. Gene Ontology annotation, biological process: proteasome-mediated ubiquitin-dependent protein catabolic process; multicellular organism development. Lineage: Eukaryota; Metazoa; Arthropoda; Insecta; Lepidoptera; Tortricidae. Gene Ontology annotation, molecular function: ubiquitin protein ligase activity; ubiquitin conjugating enzyme binding. The transcript is spliced from 24 exons. The record is from RefSeq and is a predicted model, not a curated record. The coding region runs from base 390 to 3320 and encodes 976 amino acids.